GAUAGAAUAGAGCUUAUGGCAAAGACGCAGGCGCGUUGCCUUGCCGGUAAAGAAAUUCAGACAUUUGAAAAAGCCGGCGCCCGGCUGUCAUCUGUGUGGUCGUCUCUCAAUGCUAAAGUUUUGAUUAUUAUGUGGCCAUAAUAUAUCGCGACACUUUACCGUGUUUUGAAAAUAUAUUACGGACUUAGUAAACGGAUUUUAAAACUCGAUAAUGUCAUAUAGAUUGUAAAGUGAAGUGAGAAAAAGCUAUUCUGAGCUUCGAAUCAAGUUUCUGUGCGGUUUUACAGAGAACUCAAAGAGGAGUAUUGAAAAAUGGCUUCUUGGGGAAUCCUCACGUUGAUAUGUGUCGCGUUCAUCUUCGUCGAAGGCAGGCGGUUCCAUCAGAAGCGUGAAACUAAAACUCACAUCUGCGACCAGAUCAGCACAAAUAAAAUUCAGUGCUUUUGCAUCAAAGAUUCACAUCAUCAUGAUGGAAUACGGAGUGCCGAUUGCUAUUUGACUGUUGAUGGAGUGACGAAUGAGGAUCCAAUAUGGAAUGAAUUCGAAGAUUUGGAAAACGCCACCAAAAUAUCUUUGAGCAAUACAAGGGGUAUUGUUAUAAAAUAUAUCCCUAAAACGGCGCUCCAACAUACAAAAGCAUUAUCUAAAAUUGAAGUGAAAUAUGGAAAUAUAGAAGUCAUCGAACCGUAUGCCUUCUCAAAUUUGAGUUCCAUAAAAGGUAUCACACUGACUGAUAACCAGAUCAAGGUAUUAAAACCGAACGCAUUCGCUCAUCUUAAAUACUGUGCCACCAUCGGUUUGGAUACGAAUCUGAUUGUGGAAAUAAACCGAGAUGUGUUUAUCGAUUUGCCAUGGCUCGAAAAGAUUUAUCUCACAAGCAAUAAGAUAACAACUAUUCACGACAAAGCGUUUGUACAUUUGUCAAACUUGAGAGAACUUGAAAUCAAUCGUAAUAAUUUGUUCAGUUUGAACAGCGAAACGUUUUCAGGAUUGGAAAAGUUGGAAAAACUCGACAUGAGUGGCAAUAGCUUAGAAGUGAUUGGUGAUAAUACAUUUGCGCCACUGAAAAAUUUACGUAUGCUGAAUUUAGAAGGGAAUAAAAUACAAAUGCUAGACGAAAAAGCUUUCAGUGGACUCCGUAAAUUACAGUUUUUAACCUUAGCUCAAAAUGUUCUCACAGAUAUAGAUAAUCCAAAAACAUUUGAAGCAUUACAAUCUUUAAUUCAAUUAAAUUUGAAAGGAAAUAAGUUGCAAGCACUUAAGUCUGAAGUCAUGGACCCAAUAUUGAAUAAUUUUUUCAGUAAUAUCAGCAGUUUGAAUGUUGAAGAUAACAAGUUUACAUGCGACUGCCGUCUUGAUUGGUUUGUUGCACUGAUGAAUAAAACGCAGAGUGCAAAUCUCAAAUUAUCCAUAGAAAACCUAAAGUGUAUACCUAGUGCAGAUCUUAAAGAUAAAUGGAUGAAAGCUAUGGAGACCGAGAAAACUCCCGCUCAAGAUGCAGAUUAUGUAGAAGCUAACGGUGCCGGUGGUGAUUACGAAUACUAUGACGAAACACAGCUGAAUGGACAGCUUUUCUAUACAGAUCUAAGACUACUUCUCAAUUGUUUAAAAAACUUGAAUAAUAAGCCAAUAUUCACAACGAAGGCAACAUUAACUAGCCUUAAGCCAAGUACUAAAGAAUUUGCAGAAAUCGUGAAUUUCAGUACAACAAGAGCAUCAAUGACGAAUAUUCCAAUGGAAUUAUCAGCUGGAACAACUCCUAAAGUCAUUAACAAGGGUGUUUUGGACUUAUCUAUUGAAUCGUCAACUAUUGGAAUGGAAACAAUACAAAGGAAUGACAAUGACAUUUUAAUGCAUAAAGAGAAAAAGCAAAAUUUGUAUACAACAAGUCGUUUAGCAACAGUUUCAGCAAAACCACUGGAAAGUAAAGUUUAUUAUGACCAACAAAUGUCGUCAGAUGAGGCUCAACCUGAAAAAAUAAAAGCACAGAGAAGCGUAAAUGGAAUUGAAAAUACACGAGACUAUGCUGAGAACAACGCUCGCAGGAACGUCGGCUACGUCUUUAUGAUUACACUGUUAUGCUUUAAACAUAUGUUUUAAUCUAUGCUAUUUAUUAUAAUUAAGUUAUUUAAAAAUAAUACUCUAACAUUAUCUC
Molecule: messenger RNA, 2155 nt
Organism: Pararge aegeria (speckled wood butterfly)
Lineage: Eukaryota; Metazoa; Arthropoda; Insecta; Lepidoptera; Nymphalidae
Product: connectin-like
Exons: 3
Coding region: 313-2100 (595 amino acids)
Molecular function (GO): protein binding
Source: RefSeq, a predicted model, not a curated record